Messenger RNA from Hordeum vulgare subsp. vulgare (domesticated barley), 1446 nucleotides. Its product is annotated as transcription factor MYBS3-like. Gene Ontology annotation, molecular function: DNA binding; zinc ion binding. The transcript has 3 exons. The coding region runs from base 238 to 1155 and encodes 305 amino acids. Lineage: Eukaryota; Viridiplantae; Streptophyta; Magnoliopsida; Poales; Poaceae. The record is from RefSeq and is a predicted model, not a curated record. Gene Ontology annotation, biological process: response to gibberellin; response to ethylene; response to auxin.
UGUCAAUACCUUAAAGGGAGACGAUGCGAUGCCAAUGCGUCGCCUUCAUCGGCACAGGUGUGCGCUCCCCAGCAAAUCACUAGUCCCCCGCCACACCUUUCUCCUCUAUUAAGCCCCAGAUGCUACGUCUCCCCCGCAGUCCACACCAUCAUCUUAUCCCGGGGCCUGAGAGCCAGACGAAUUAUCUCCUUCUUCUCCAACCUUCUUGGUUUCCAACCUUGUGUGCCGUGGAUCGGCAUGGCGAGGAAAUGCUCGAGCUGCGGCCACAAUGGCCACAACUCGAGGACCUGCAGCGGCCACAGAGGCCUCGAGAGCGGCGGCGGCGGUGGCCUGAGGCUGUUCGGGGUGCAGCUGCAAGUGGGCGCUGCGCCUCUCAAGAAGAGCUUCAGUAUGGAGUGCCUGUCGUCGUCGGCGUCGGCCUACUACGCGGCGGCCGCGGCCGUGGGUGUUGCCGCGUCCAACUCGUCGUCGUCCGUGUCCUCGUCGUCGUCGCUCGUCUCGGUGGAGGAGAGCCCGGAGAAGAUGGGCCACGGGUACCUCUCGGACGGACUCAUGGGCAGGGCUCAGGAGAGGAAGAAAGGGGUUCCAUGGACUGAGGACGAGCACCGGAGGUUCCUGGCCGGCCUGGAGAAGCUCGGGAAAGGCGACUGGCGAGGCAUCUCCCGGCACUUCGUCACCACGCGCACGCCGACGCAGGUGGCCAGCCACGCCCAAAAGUACUUCCUCCGGCAGGCCGGCCUCGCGCAGAAGAAGCGGCGCUCCAGCCUCUUCGACGUGGUCGAGAAGAAUGGCGACAGAGCAACCACCGAGCGUCGCCACAGGCUAAAACCCGACGCCACCAGCUCCGUGGACGCGAUGGGGUUAACGUUCCCUGCUCUUUCCCUCGGCGCCAGCCGGCCGAGGCCGGACGCGGCGCUACCUCCGUGCCUGACUCUGAUGCCGAGCUUCUCGUCGCCGUCGGUGAGCCGUGCGCCGAAGCUCCCUCCUUCCCUGGGCCUGGUGGCAAAUGCGAAUCCUCCUCCUCGGCAGGCACCUGACCUGGAGCUCAAGAUCGCGUCGACGGCCGCCCGGAAGACCGAUCAGCAGGCCGGUGCCGCCGCCGGUUCGUCGCCGUCGCCGAGGACGCCCUUUUUCGGAACCAUCAGGGUCACCUAGAGCGAGCCAAAGACUACCGAGACGACGGCCAAAAAGAGAUCUUGACGACGACGACGACGACGAACAACAAGAAGAAGAAAGAGCCUUUGUUAGUGGCGUGCUACGUACAUUAGCAGCAUGUAUGCCAGCCUCAGUAAUCGUGCGUGUGUUGCUGGCAUGGCAUUAACAAAAUGCCAUCACCGAUCCAUCCUGUAUUAUCACCAUCAUCGUCACUAAGACCCAACUUUACUGGCCUAAUUUAGCCAUGCAAAUAAACAAGGAACGGGCUAUCGAUCGGCCACCUUAUCAUCA